Messenger RNA from Aplysia californica (California sea hare), 3027 nucleotides. Its product is annotated as RNA/RNP complex-1-interacting phosphatase. NCBI's taxonomy places the organism in Eukaryota, Metazoa, Mollusca, Gastropoda, Aplysiida, Aplysiidae. Bases 501 to 1748 code for a protein of 415 amino acids. Gene Ontology annotation, biological process: protein dephosphorylation. Gene Ontology annotation, molecular function: protein tyrosine/serine/threonine phosphatase activity; polynucleotide 5'-phosphatase activity. The transcript is spliced from 11 exons. The record is from RefSeq and is a predicted model, not a curated record.
UCGUCAUUACCUGGAAUAUGCACUUAAAUUGUUCAAAGGCAUAAUGAAAGCAAUUAAAAUUUGAUCUAGUGAGAUUAUUCACCAUCAUCAGUUUUUAUUAAAUCAGCAAUUAAUUAAAGUAAUGUACAGACAUUUAAGAAAAUCAGUCAGAAAACAAUAGGCCUAGGUCUCUAACUAGUCUUUAACUUUAAUGCCAUGGUAGUCGCUUGGCCAAAAGGCUUUUAUGAACUCUGCAAUCGCCUUUGGUGAACGGAAACGGACCUCAGACCAAACGAAGGUAGACUACUCUUAUUGCAGUAACAUUGAGUCCGUCAACAACGUUGGCAAUUAUUGGUAGCCCAACACAGACACCGUGCUUAUUUUCUUCCUGUCUCUUUACAAGUUGGUACCGGUAUUGCUGGACCAAAGAAUUGAAAAGAAAUCAAUCGCAGAAAGGCGGAAGUCUACAUCGCACCGACCCUGCCAACUUGAUCGGACACUACACCUUCAAUACAACCACCAUGCCCCCACCUGACAGAUGGGAUGCUUACUGCCCUGUUGGAAAAGUUAUUCCUCGCACAAAGUUUAUCGCCUUCAAAGUGCCAUUGAAAGAGAGUCUCCUACAAAAUGUGUCAAAAGAAGAUCAGCUGUCUCCUGAGAUUUUGAUUCAGACUCUACAGGAGCAGGGAAUUAAGCUUGGAAUGGUUAUUGAUCUGACCUUCACCUACAAGUACUAUAAUAUACAGGACUUUGAAAAGCAGUCGGUUCUACAUAGGAAGAUCUUUGUGAAAGGACAUCAGGUGCCUGAUGAUUCAAACUUUCAAGAGUUUGCUGAAGCUGUGAAAGGAUUUGAUAAAGAAGACCAUGUUAUUGGCGUUCAUUGCACUCAUGGCGUAAACAGAACUGGAUACCUUAUAUGCAGGUAUUUGAUAGAAGAAAUGGAUUUUGAACCGGAGGAGGCCAUAGCAAUGUUCAAUGAAGCCCGCGGUCAUGGCAUUGAGAGGGAGAACUAUCUGGCAGAUUUGUCUCAAAGAAAGAAAGGUCAGUCGUCAGUUGAAAUAAGACCACUAGACCAACAAGGAAGCAGAAGCCCGGGGAAAGAUCGCUGGCGACAUCACCGUGACGACCAUCCUGGAUGGAGGAGGAAAAAGAACCAUGCGCAUCGCCAGCAUUCAUACUCGUCAGAACCUUAUGGGACAAACUUUCCUCGACACUAUAGCAGAAACAGAGGAAUGGGGGACCACUUCCAGUCAGAGAGUUUUCAUAAACAGAUGGCAAAUCCGGGCUAUCAAGACUCGGAGUAUAACAGCACUGGCCAGGUUUCAGGAGCAAAUCCAGGACACAUUGAUCACAGUCGAGAGAGAUACCAACGAGCUGGUUGGGGGGUUAAUCAUGGUCCGUGGGGCGGUCAUGCUUCUAGUAGAGGAGACUGGGAGGGAGGGAUGCCUGGGUAUAGAGAGGGGAACCUUUCUGGUGCAGGGAGGAAUAAUGGCUGGGGAAGUCACUUUUCUCCGGAGCCAAGCCGAUGGGAUGGAGAAACGUACGAAAAGUACAGAGAGGGAGGCAGGGACAGAAACAGAGCUCCAUACAGAGUGGGAUAUAGAGACCAGUGGGGCGGUGGAAACGCAGCUGGCAGACAAAGACGGUAUGAUGAUGAUCGGCGCGGUAAUGGUGACAGGUCAAGAUAUGAAGCAGCUGGGUGGACAGUUGGUGGGGACUCGUCGAGAGGUGAUCAGAAGUACGGGCAGUUUGGUCGCAGGGAAUACUAAACUUGUGAAAUAUUGGUACCGGUAUACGCAUAUAGGUUGUUUUAGCAGGCAUCUGUAGUACAUGAACGAAUUUUCCUUAGUAUAAAUUACGCAAUGCAAGAAUAGGGCUUCAAAGAAAAUUUGGUAGGAUAACUCCAUACAACUUAAUGUCGUCAACUCCACUUGUGGUGAAGUCUCUUGAGUUGAUCUUUUCUUUUCUUUCUUUGUUUUGUUUGUUUAAAAAAAAUGAAAUGUAGGUGUUUUACACGCCCCAUCGACACAGUUAAGAUCUUCCAAGAGCGGGUUGAGACGGGUACACGACAUCCCAGGAGAAUGACCGAGGCACUCCGUAAAAAUUCUCUACUCCCUGUAACUGAACUUGUGGUUUCCUGUGUGUAACGGCAAAGCGCAUAAUCUCUACACCACAGAUGCUGGUCAAAUGGUUGUGUUAAGCUCAACUUAAAUGUUGCGCUUGAUUUGAAGUCCUUUUCAACCCCCUGCUGAAAGUAUGCAACAGCUGGAUUUUUUUUUUUUUUAACUUUAUGUGUACCGUCAAAUCUUUUGCAGCAAAGUUUUGACACGGAUGAGACUUCGCAUAAGAAUACUACUUGUAAAGCUGAUCAGCGUACAAUAAGCUUUCACAGUGCAUAGUUGAAAUGGUGAUGGAUAAGAGGAGUGGAUGUGCAUGCGUACAUGCAUUCGUUCGUGCAUUCAUGUUUGUGUGAGUGAGAGACAUGUGUGAGACAUCACAAUGCUGUAACCUCGUCUGCAAGUGCUGCUUCCUCUCUUGAGGUCUUGGCACUCUAAAAUAGUAAAUGAUAGUUGGUCUCUGUUGCAAUGCCAUUUGAGUUUGAUUGAAUAGUCUUUUUUGGCAUACAGUGCCAUUUGAGUUUGAUUGGAGAGGGCCUAGUCUCUUAGGCAUGCGAUGCCAUUUGAAUUUGAUAACAUUAUUUAUAAUGAUACUGUCAAAGACUGGCACUUUCUUCUCGACAAUGGGUGGCCGUCUUAGACAAGACAGUUGUGAUUGUUUGAGAGAAAACAUUUGCAACCUAGAAAUUGAAUAGAAUAAAUAGUGACCUCGUGCUUCAAAGCAGCAUGGGUGAAGUUUUAUUUCCUCAAAUCAGGCUGCACUAAGAGGCAGUGGUAAGACUUUUGGCAGACUUCCUGUGAAUCGCAGAACUGUCACUGUUGUUGAAACCCGACAUGUUCUUGUUUUAUAUCCCUGUCAGAUUUUUCUAGGGUAGUUUUACUUCCCCCCGCGGCAGUGCCACUGACUGUAAUGUCUUUAAGCCAUUCCCAA